GUUACGUAAGAGCUAGUAUAGGAAGUACAAGAAGGAUUUUGAUCUGUCUUCAUUUUGAUUACUAUAACGACGGCGCGUCAUAUAUUUUUUUCACACAAUACUGUGUUAACUUUAUUUUUCUCCCCCCCCAGAAGUUUUAAGUUGAUAAAGAUGUCUUACCCAGGAUACGGAGGGCAUGGAGGUUAUGGAGCACCUAUGCCAGGAGCUCCAGCACAUGGGAUGCCAAUGGUAGCAGGACCAGGGGGAUACCAAGCCUAUGGGGCAUAUCCUGGAAAUUUUGGUGGUGCCCCAGUAAAUGACCCAAUGUGGAGUUAUUUUACUGCAGUCGCAGGACAGGAUGGUGAAAUUGAUUGUGAGGAGCUUCAGAGAUGCUUGACACAGACUGGCAUCAGUGGUUCCUACAGUCCAUUCAGUAUCGAGACCUGCAGAAUCAUGAUUGCCAUGCUGGAUAGAGAUAUGACCUCGAAGAUGGGAUUUAAUGAGUUUAAAGAGCUUUUUGAGGCUUUGAAUGUCUGGAAGCAGAACUUCAUGAUGUUUGACCAGGACAGAAGUGGGACUGUGGAACCACAUGAAAUGAGUCAGGCUGUUUUAUCAAUGGGAUACAGAAUUAGUGCUCAGACACUGAAUGGUAUUCUAAAGCGCUACAGUAAGAAUGGCAGGAUUUUUUUUGAUGAUUAUGUUGCUUGCUGUGUAAAGCUACGAGCUCUUACAGAAACUUUUAAGAGGAGAGAUAAUCUGCAACAAGGAGUUGUAAACUUUACCUACGAUGAUUUUAUAAUGUGUACAAUGGCAAUCUGAAUGCCAGUUAAAGCAGAUCAUUGAUGACCAUGCCGUUGAAGCAGGAUUUUAAAAUCUGAGUGUACCAGCUACCCCAGGGCAUUGGACUACGUGAACAUGAUGAAAUUUAAACACUGUGUUUGUGUUUUAAAAUGGCAGCAAGGGAAUAUUAUACUUUUUUUUUUUUUUUUUUAAAUCUAAAAACUGUAAAGGGCAUUUGUAUCAUUUUCUUGUUUUAUAUUUUAUACAUAACCCACAAUUCAGAAUGUAUCAGGCAUGUUUUACUGAGAUUUGUGUUGAGGCUGGCUAAUUUGUAAUGUGACACAUAUUUAAACAGUAUGAAAAAAAAACAAAAACAAAACUGUUUUGUGUUAAGAUUCCUUUGUGAUUACUGAUAUAAUAAUCAUGUGUAAUUUAUCAUUUUGGGACAGUUCGAGGAAGAUGCUAUAGCACCAGUGUUAAAAAGCAAACUUCUUAUAAUGUGGCAAACAAUUAUACAUCUACAAAUGUAACAAAACAGCUACACUGUUAAUGUUGCUGUAUUUCUAGCUAGUACGUAUGUGCAACAGUGACAAAUGUUUAUUAUUGCCAAGUUUAAUAAAAUGCUAAUUACAUUG
Messenger RNA from Polyodon spathula (Mississippi paddlefish), 1394 nucleotides. Its product is annotated as grancalcin-like. Lineage: Eukaryota; Metazoa; Chordata; Actinopteri; Acipenseriformes; Polyodontidae. The transcript is spliced from 8 exons. The record is from RefSeq and is a predicted model, not a curated record. Gene Ontology annotation, molecular function: calcium ion binding. Bases 151 to 798 code for a protein of 215 amino acids.